Nematostella vectensis (starlet sea anemone) is the source of this 1085-nucleotide messenger RNA. RefSeq lists its product as uncharacterized. Lineage: Eukaryota; Metazoa; Cnidaria; Anthozoa; Actiniaria; Edwardsiidae. The transcript has 3 exons. The record is from RefSeq and is a predicted model, not a curated record. Bases 170 to 853 code for a protein of 227 amino acids.
GAAGUUUGCGGAACAAAGCAAACAAAACGCAAACAAACGGUCGAGGACAAUCGCAAAGAAAUACUCAACAAAACGAUAGAUCUCAAGGGCCUUUUGCAGAUUUAUUGUAUUCAACUUUUAGGUAAAUAAGAAACCAAAACAAAAUUCAUAGAUUGUUUGGAAAACUUUUAUGAAACUUGUUUUCGAACACUUGAUCCAGAUAUUUAGAAUUCUUGAAACAUUUGAGUCGCUGUACGGCAUGCCUCGAGAUGAUGGCUAUGGCGCGUUCAAACGACGACUCGAAUCUCCUGCAUCACAGAGAAAGCUUAAAAGAAGAAGUAUAGAGGAUAAUAGUGAAAACAACUCUCCUUUUGAGCUAAGUGAACGGAACUGUUUAAAGUCCCGUAAAAUCCGGAAACUUCCAUCGUUGGAAAACCUUCAGUCACCUAACAAUCCCAUAGGUGAACCCAGUCCUCCUGCACGACUUGACGAUUUUCUCACCAGUACCCCGCGGCUUAGGGAGGUGAGCGAACGCCUGGCACAAUUGGUUGCGUCUCCAAAUAAGGUCAUAACUCAGGCACGGACCAAGAAACAGGAAAAUUACAAGAAAGCGACGGAGGAACCGUCCUUGGAGGGUUUCUACACACGCAAAGGGAACACGUACAUUUGUCUAGCUUGCAAACAGCGCUUCAAGUAUUUCAGUAAUAUCAAAUCCCAUCUAAAAGUAGUUCACAGGAAAACGCUUGAAGAUUCCUCUCCUCUAUGCAGUCCGGAAAAUCCCCGAUCCAGUUCCAUCCAGUGUGAGAUUUGCGAGCGCAAGUUCAAGUAUUUAUCGAAUUUGAGGACGCACCUCAAGGUGCACAGUGUGGUCUAACUUCCGGUCAGCGGAGCGCAUAGUGAGCCUAGAACUGAAGAACCACUGCUGAAGAACACUUGUUCAAUGAUGGUGCAUAUGGUCAGCGGCUGCGGCUAUCAGAAGUAUUUGGACUUGUAAAAAAAGAUAAAUUUGCAACUGCUUUUGAAAUUAGCAUAGAGACAAAGAUUGAGAAGUGAUAGUCUUAAAAAAUACAAAGGUAGAAAUUAAUGAAUUAAAAAACGGAUUUAGA